Molecule: messenger RNA, 5752 nt
Organism: Alosa sapidissima (American shad)
Lineage: Eukaryota; Metazoa; Chordata; Actinopteri; Clupeiformes; Clupeidae
Gene: eeig1a
Product: family with sequence similarity 102 member Aa
Exons: 12
Coding region: 615-1739 (374 amino acids)
Source: RefSeq, a predicted model, not a curated record
CCGCACAAUUGAAAUCGGAGCACUUCCAAACAUUAGGCUAUGAGCCUAAUAGUAACUUUCAAUGUUUGUUUUUUUUGGAUGUCAUGAUGAAAAAAUGUAGUUGAAUCUUUUCCCCUUUUUCACAAAAGCGGUUGCCACAUCAGUAUCUGAGGUUUAACCAUCUUUUGGAUUGCAUUGUGCUUGUGUUAAAAGUGUUUACAGAAGGGUAUAGCCUUUAUUUUGCAGACGCUGAACACAUCGCAGACUUUUCUUUCCGUGCAGCAUAGUAUACCACGGUGCUGUUACCCCAGUUGUAACCGCUAAUAACAACAGGCUACAACAGGCUUCCAAGGUGUACGAAGAAAGACUGAAACAAUCGAGUUCAGGACUAUAUUGUCUGUGGAGGUCUCUAAGCAAGACAUACGCGAGCUGAUGAUCCCGGAGGAGGCCUUCUCCGUUGGCGAUAGGAGAUGCGGAUGAAACAAACGAUAAGACAGAAGAACUUUCAGGCCCCGGACUGAUUGCUGCUAUUCACCACUGGCAAUGCUCGUCAUAAAGUUACAUUUUACGCGUUAAGUCUCCCUGUUUUACUUUUUUGGUUGAAGCACUACGUCUCAGCACAAGUCCACAGACCAAUGGCGUUUCUAAUAAAGAAGAAGAAAUUUAAGUUUCAGACGCAUUUCACGCUCGAAGAACUGACAGCCGUGCCUUUUGUGAACGGAGUUCUAUUCUGCAAAAUCAGACUGUUGGAUGGUGGAGACUUUGCCAAAUCGUCCUCAAGGGAGGAGGUGCAGGAGAACUGCGUUCGCUGGAAGAAGAGGUUCUCCUUCGUCUGCAAGAUGAGCGCCAACCCCACCACUGGCAUCCUGGACCCGUGCGCUUGCAGGGUCUCUGUUCGAAAGGAGCUGAAGGGAGGAAAGGCGUAUGUAAAGCUGGGCUUUGCGGAUCUGAACCUGGCGGAGUUUGCUGGAUCAGGCUCCACUGUGCGCUGCUGUCUGCUGGAGGGCUACGAUACCAAGAACACUCGACAGGACAACUCCAUACUGAAAGUGACCAUUGGAAUGACUCUGUUAUCUGGAGAUCCAUGUUUUAAGACACCGCCCAGCACGGCGAAGUCCAUCACGGUGUCGGGCAGAGACACCUCCCUGCAGCUGGACUGUAAAGGGGAGGGGACCGGUGCGGAGAUCCCGCCCCGCCUCGCCAAGCAGCGCCCCUCCGUGCUCAGCACAGGUCUGCCAGAGGAGGGGGAGCUGAGUGCCUCCAGUCCAGAUGAGUCCUUCCACACGGGCCACUCCAGAAACUCCAGCUACGCAAGCCAGCAAAGCAAGCUGUCCGGUUACAGCACGGAGCACUCAUGCUCAUCCAGCCUGUCUGACCUGACCCACCGCAGGAACACCUCCACAGGAAGCAGCGCGUCGGGGGGGUUCAGCCACACCACAGACACCCCCCCUGAGGGAGAGUUGCGCCCAGAGAGACCCCCCCGACCCCCCCGACCCAUCCUGCCCAGCAACCGGCCCCCCAGGAGGAAGCAGGACUCGGUGGAGAGCCACCCCUCGUGGGUGAACGACACCCGCAUGGACGCUGAUGACAUCGUGGAGAAGAUCGUCCAGAGUCAGAACUUUGCUGACAUCAGCAACACUGAAGAUAGCAACCUGCGUCUGUUCGUCAGCAGGGAUGGCACGACGGCUCUGAGUGGCAUUCAGCUGGGCAGCAGGGUGACCGCUGGCGUGUAUGAACCCGUGGUGAUCGAGACCCAUUAGGCUCCAGAGGUUCCAGUUGGGACGCUGAGAAAUGCCACUCAGCACCCGACCCCUCCUGGAUCAGAACCGCUGCCUGUUUGUCUGUCUGUCUGACUGACUGUCUGUAUGAUUGUCUGUCUGCCUGUUUGUCUGUCUGUCUGACUGUCUCUGUCUGUCUGAGUGCUUCCUCUGCCAGGCCUUGCACUGUCCAAACCACUCCUAGUCUUCCCAGAGGACUUCCUGUCUAUUUGAGCGGUUUGCCGCUCUGGACUCUAACCCUGAGCACUAAUGUUACUAAGGCACUCAAGGAGAAUAUGCAUGCCAUAGACCAGAUUCCCUACAGAUUGGGGAUAUGCACGCCAUCAACCAGAUUCCCUACAGAUUGGGAAUAUGCACAGUGCAGAGAUUCCCUUCGGACUGGACUGAAGGCUGGACUUUUUCAUUCAAGUCACUGACUUUCUCAGAGGGACUGGCAGCGCAUGCUUUUGCUUGACGUUAGCGAUGAGAACUGAAUCCCUGAUGCUGCUGCAGGUCGGCCAUCUCCCCCUCACCUCUCUCUGAAGCACAGCUUAUCUCCCCUCUCUGAAGCACAGCUCAUCACCCCUCUCUGAAGCACAGCUCAUCAGCCAUUGAGAGAGUCUCAGACUCAUCUCCCCUCUCUGAAGCACAGCUCAUCAGCCAUUGAGAGAGUCUCAGACUCAUCACCCCUCUCUGAAGCACAGCUCAUCAGCCAUUGAGAGAGUCUCAGACUCAUCUCCCCUCUCUGAAGCACAGCUCAUCUGCCCUUGAGAGAGUCUCAGACUCAUCUCCCCUCUCUGAAGCACAGCUCAUCUGCCCUUGAGAGAGUGGCUGCAGACGUAGAGGUCUCUCAGUCAUCUCCCCUCUCUGAAGCACAGCUCAUAGCCUGCAUGUCACACUCCCAGUAGCCGUUUCUGGGUGAUGGUGGGGUAUUUUUGGAUUGGUAUUGACUGACUUGUGGUGUGUUGGGUGUGUAAUUUGUAUUGUUUGGUGGAGGUGUGGGUGUAUUGUUGUUGUUGUUGACUCCUAGAGAUGGGCAUGCAGUGUGUUGAUGAGCCAUAGUGGUGCUGGUGAAGGUUAUUUAGUAGUGAGAGGACAUGAUGUUUGUCCCCAUGUUUGUUUUCCUGUGUCGGCUGGUCCGGCAGCUAUGAGUGGAAAACAGACAUGGCUGCACACAUCUCUCUCUAUGACACUCCUUUUUUUCUCUCUCUCUGUCAUUCACUUUCCCUUUCUGUUAUGUUACAUUGAUGGCUUGCCUCUCUCUUGGUCACUCUCUGUCUGUCGUCCUCUCUCUCUCAUUCUCUCCAUUUUGUGCAUACACACACAUCUUCCUCCUGCAUGCUCUGCUGCAAGUGGAGCUGUUACUCUGCAAACCAACCCCUUCCUCCUCAUCCUCCCUUCUUUCCCAGAAUCCAUCACUCCAUUUAAAGGAGCAGGGUGUGCGCCACUGAGGCAGGGGCAGAUUGACUAGACUAGAGUAGGAGAGUAGGAGUUAGUGCACACUAGAGUAGGAGAGUAGGAGUUAGUGCACACUAGAGUUAGUGCACACUAGAGUAGGAGAGUAGAGUUAGUGCACACUAGAGUAGGAGAGUAGGAGUUAGUGCACACUAGAGUAGGAGAGUAGGAGUUAGUGCACACUAGAGUUAGUGCACACUAGAGUAGGAGAGUAGGAGCUAGCUAGAGUAGGAGAGUAGGAGUUAGUGCACACUAGAGUAGGAGAGUAGGAGUUAGUGCACACUAGAGUUAGUGCACACUGAGUAGGAGAGUAGGAGUUAGUGCACACUAGAGUUAGUGCACACUAGAGUUAGUGCACACUGAGUAGGAGAGUAGGAGUUAGUGCACACUAGAGUUAGUGCACACUGAGUAGGAGGUAGACGACAGUGCACACUUUAGAAUGAAUGGGGGGGGGGGGGCACAUGGUCUUGAAGAGUUCUUCAGCUUGUCCACACAUGAGCUCCACUUCAGCAAGAUCCCCUCUAGAGAGGCUGUGAGUGGAGGCUUUAGCGGGUUGCAUGGCAGCUGAAGAACCCUGAAGGACUGUCCACUCUCUGUCUAUGCUGAAUCCAUUAAAUAUGACAUUUUUCAUUGCGGAUGUUUUUUCGUGUCACACGUGUCGACCGUUAGGACGUGGUGUUAGGGACUACGGAAAUGUCCAGAUGUGGGACAUUUAGUUUAUGUCCCACCAGCUGGCUCUGGUGGGAAUGUGACCAUAUCUUCCUCAAAUGAGUCCUGAGAUCUGGGCCAGAUCUUCCUGCGUCUGCCUCAGAUGGUGUGGAUCUGGCCCGUGUUCGGCCCAGAUGUGUGCCCGAUCAGGGUGUUGUGUGUUCCACAGUCAGCUGCUGUCUGGUCAGCUCUCGACCUGCACUUUAAAACCUGCUGAGUCUAUCCCACGCGUAACUCCACACAUGCAGCAACCCUCACCUAGUGUUAUACAUCAUCUGUGAACAUCUCGUCUUUUCUUUUUGAAUGAAUGUUUUGAAUGUUUUUGUGUGUGUAUAUAUGUGUAUGUAUGUCCCUGCUAAUUUUUCAAUGUUUGUCAUAGCUCAUAUGGUGAAGUCAUUGGUUCUGUAGUUUGUUUUUUUUAAAUCCUGAGAUUUGUAUGGAGACCCAGCAACGCGUUGUACGUGAGGAACGAGUGAGUCAGAGCAGCAUGUCUUGGUCUCCUACUGAACGUGCUGUCUCUGAUUGGUCAUUCUCCACUAACGUCUUGUCUGUCUGUCUCUGAUUGGUCAUUCUCCACUAACGUCUUGUCUGUCUCUGAUUGGUCAGUCUCCACCCCAGUUGGCCUGAUUAUCUGUGAUGCUAAACCUGAGGUAAUCCAGCACUUCUGAAGGAGAUGCCAGUCGUGUUUGUCGUUGUCAUGCCAACCUAGAGGUCUGCUACACUUUUUGGGUGCAAGUGCUGUGCCCGCUGGCUGUAGAACUGAACAAGUCUUCUCCUUUCACAGAGACUUUCUGAAUGAAUGAGUCUCUUCUGUGGUCUUAGAGACUCCGUGUUUUUAAAUGAAGAAAGUCUGUUUGUUUUUCUGCCCAACCAGCCGGCUGGUUGAUUCUGUUUUAUAUCUUUUGUUUUGUACAAACACUACUCUUCAAAACCAAGUUUACAACCAACGUAUGUUGUGAUGGUGUUACAACAUGUUGCUUUGAAGUUUAUGAAUCAAUGACAUCCUCUCAUCUAGUGGUGUUCUUCUGUGCCAGCCUGUGGCUAGUCGUUAUCUGGUCAUAUAUGAAUGAAGCUGUUGAAAUGGACGGAGUUCCUGAGAGACUUAUUUAGACGUAUAAAGCUACACUGUAAUGAAGAUAAUGUUACAGAAACGGGGUCUCUCCUGGUAAACUACCUUAUCGUUAUCACAUUAGCCAUACUGUCUCGUGCUAUCCGUGCUCACGCUGGUCAGUAAAUAUUAGUUUGAAGAAGUAGACCUUCAGACAUGACAAAUAUAUCCAGAAGUGUUCUAGAAUGUUGGGACCAAUAUGGAGCUGGUUGGUGUGGACCAAUGAGAGUGAGUUCUGAUGACUUCUGAUGUUCUGAUGACUUCUGGACUCAGCUGAUGGUCUUGCCUCCACUCUGUAGAAUUAUCUGUCCGUUGUCCCUCAUGUUUAGAAUUCUAUGACAUAGAUUUUAUUUCCAGAAUGGUCCUCUGUCUGUGUAACAGAAGUCUAUGUGAAGACAGAGAUGGGUAUUUGGUGUAUACAGUGUUUAAUGUGGUAGGCCCAGGCCAUUUUUCUUAGCUUACAAAUGGAGGGCCGAUCUCAGGUGAUAUGAAGUUAAUUUCAACAGCACAGGAAACCUGCUAAAUAAGUUCCAAAUCUUAUAGAGGUUUAAUUCUUUAUAGAAAGAAUCAAGUGCUAUGCACAAGUCAUAUAUCCCAUAACAUAAGCUAACAUUUUCUCAUGGUUUAGGACAGUAACUUAUGGAAACAGAGUUAUAUCAUUUUAACAAAAUUCAUAUAUAUUUUACAAUAAAUGUUUAGCUAACUAUUUUUUUGAAUUUUAAGAAAUAAAAUUUCAUCAAUUAAA